AGCAGAGCGGACUGACCCAUUUCUGAUCUAAAUCACUGCUAGCGCUCAUUGUGAGAUACAGCAACCACUUCUGUAGGCUUUCUGAAACUGCCAAGACCUUUGCAAAUGCAAGCAAUUAAAUGUGUGGUGGUCGGGGACGGGGCUGUGGGAAAGACCUGUUUGCUAAUCAGCUACACCACCAAUGCCUUCCCCGGAGAGUACAUACCCACUGUCUUUGACAACUACUCUGCCAAUGUGAUGGUCGAUGGGAAACCAGUGAAUCUGGGUCUAUGGGAUACAGCAGGACAGGAAGACUACGACAGACUCCGACCACUGUCCUAUCCACAGACGGAUGUGUUCUUGAUAUGCUUCUCCCUGGUCAGCCCGGCCUCCUUUGAGAACGUCCGAGCUAAGUGGUACCCAGAGGUGAGACACCACUGCCCCAACACCCCCAUCAUCCUGGUGGGCACUAAACUGGAUCUGAGAGAUGACAAGGACACCACAGAGAGGCUGAGGGACAAGAAGCUGUCCCCCAUCACCUACCCCCAGGGCCUGGCCAUGGCACGGGAGAUAGGUCAGUGCUGUGAAGUACCUGGAGUGCUCGGCCCUGACCCAGCGAGGGUUGAAGACGGUAUUUGACGAGGCCAUCCGUGCUGUGCUGUGCCCCCCACCCGUCAAGAAGAGGGGCAAGAGGUGCACAGUGUUCUGAGGGCUCUUAUUGUUCCAGGAUCAACCUCCAACAUAGUGGCCAUCGUCAUGACGAUACAUCUGGUACACUAAAACAUCACCAUAACAAUCACUACUUCUCUUCGGGACAAGUCCUAACUUGAAACACCACGUAACGGCAAUUUUAACUGACGUUUGUGUCAAUAAUGGAUUCAUGUCAAUGGAAUAUUUGAUCUCAAGUUAGGAUUGGCCCCAAGAGAAAUAAAUACUGGAUUUUUUUUUACAAUAGGAAGAUCAUUUGAUCAGGUGUAAAGAUGUGUCGUCAAGUUGCCAUUUGUUUGUUUUUACACAGAGGAAAGCACUUGAGGUGUCUACUCUCACUCAUAUAACCCUACUCCCUCUCAGUCCUGUUAGCUUGAGUUGAUACAGCACUCAAAACAGUCUGUACUGUGAAUCUGUCGCUCUGGGUUGAAGUUGUUCUUAGGUACAGAUUUAGGAUCAACGUUCCCGCCUCAAGUCCUAAACUUGACCAUUACGGGGAAAAAACACAUGACCUUAGAUCAGUGAUUAGGGGCAAUUUCACCCUACUCUGUGAAGUGAAUAAUGUGACAAACAGACAAGAAUGACAUGGGAGCUGUACAACCUGGCUACCUGAGGAAUGCCUCUGAUGGAGGUGCUUGCAUUGGUUUAAACAAUAUGUCUUUAUUUUCCAAUUAUUUUAAUCUACCCAUGCAUGUCACUGUAUGUGUGAGAGAGUAAAAUUUCAAGCAGUGUCAUGUUUCUGAUACUAUUACUGCAUUGUAGUGAUAGACAAGACUUUGCUCCAAACUGUUAAUUCAGCAAAAGGGAAAUGGAUGAUCACAACCGUGGUCUGUUUUAUGUGUUACACAAACUGAGUAUAGUGAUAAUGUACAAAAUAAUAUUUAGAGGAGGAAUGCAUUAUGGAUAUAUCUAUUUAUUAUGGACCUGAAUAUUUAGCUCUUUAAUUCCAGAAGAAAAGGAUAAUACUAACCAGGUUUCCAUCCAACCUUUUUAGUGGAAACACUUUCAUGUGCAAAUAUUGAUAUAUUAACUGUCAUAUGGAAUAACCCCACUGCACCUGCGAACUGUUGGCUUGAGCGCACAUGCCCAUACCAGAGUGGGCACAUUUGCUAUUUAACAAAAAAAAAUGUUUUUGUGUUGAAUGAAAUGGACUUGUAUUCGUUUUAUUUGGUACAUGGGAAUUUAACCGCAAAAGUAAUUUUUGUGACCUACGUCAUCACACAGACUUUUAUCUACAAGUCAAUUUGAUUGAAACAUUUCUCUGGUGGGAAACUGCGCAUUUAAAAAAGGGGGGGGGGGAUUUUAGAAUGUGUGCAUAAAAAUCUGCCGCCAAUUGGAUGGAAACCUAGCUAGUAACUCACUUUUAAUCUAUAGAUCUCAUAUCGCAAAACAAUGUAAUUAAUUAACGAGUGCGUUUCUGUGGUUGUUGUAGACCUGCAGUAUAACUGUUUCUUCCCCUGUAGUGGUGAGAUAAAGGAAUGCAUUCUUCUCUGUCAUCAAAUAAAAUAAAAUUGUAUUUGUCACAUGCGCUGAAUACAACGGUUGUGGACCGUGAAAUGCUUCCAAGCCCCUAACCAAUGCAGUUUUAAGAAAAUGGAGUUAAGAAAAUAUUAUUACAAUAAUGAGGCUAUGUACAGGGGGUACCGGUGCUGCGUCAAGGGGGUACAGGUUAGUUGAGGUAAUUUGUACAUGUAGGUAGGGGUAAAGUGAAUAUAGAUAAUAAACAACGAGUAGCAGCAGUGUAAAAAAUUAAAGGGGUGGGGGGGGGGGGGGUCAAUGCAAAUAGUCCAGGUGGCCAUUUUUAUGAAUUGUGUGUUAUGGCUUAGGGGUAGAAGCUGUUAAGGAGCCUUUUGGACUUAAGACUUGGUGCUCCAGUACCGCUUGCCGUGCGGUAGCAGAGAGAACAGUCUAUUACUUGGGUGACUGGAGUCUUUGACAAUUUUUUGGGGCCUUCCUCUGACACUGCCCAGUAUAUAGGUCUUGGAUGGCAGGAAGCUUGGCCCCAGUGAUGUACUGGACUGUACACACUACCCUCUGUAGUGUUUUAUGCUUGAAUGCUGAGCAGUUGCCAUACCAGGAGGUGAUGCAAACGGUCAGGAUGCUUUUGGUACAGCUGUAGAAAUUUUGAAAGAUCUGGGGACCCAUGCCAAGUCUUUUCUGUCUCCUGAGAGGGAAAAGUUGUUGUUGUGCCCUCUUCACAACUGUUUUGGUGUGUUUGGACCAUGAUAGUUUGUUGCUGAUGUGGACACCAAGGAACUUGAAACUCUCGACCCGCUCCACUACAGCCCCAUUGAUGUGAAUGGGUGUGUGUUUGGCCCUCCUUUUCCUGUAGUCCACGAUCAACUCCUUUGUCUUGCUUACAUUUUGGGAGAAGUUGUUGUUGUCCUGGCACUACACUGCCAGGUCUCCGACGACCUCCCUAGUGGCUGUCUCAUCGUUGUCGGUGAUCAGGCCUACCACCGUUGUGUCGUCAACAAACUUAAUGGUGGUGUUGAAGUCGUGCUUGACCACACAGUUGUGGGUGAACAGGGAGUACAGGAGGAGACUAAGCACGCACCCCUGAGGGGCCCCCGUGUUGAGGAUCAGUGUGGUAGAUGUGAUGUUUCCUACCCUUACUACCUGGAGGCGGCCCAUCAGGGAGGUUUUUGUCCCAGGGUCCGUAGCUUAGUGAUGAGCUUUGUGGGCACUAUGGUGUUGAACACUGAGCUGUAGUCAAUAUUGAAGCAUUCUCACAUAGGUGUUCCUUUUGUCCAAGUGGGUGACCAGCGAGCUGAGAUAACGGGGGACUUUACCUAGCAAGGUCUUGUAGAUUAACUUUGCCUGUUUGAUGGUUUGUCUGAGGGCAUAGUAGGAUUUUUUUUAUACACGGAUUCGUGUCCCCCUCUUUGAAAUCGGCAACUCUAGCCUUUAGUUCGGUGUGGAUGUUGCCUGUAAUCCAUGGCUUCUGGUUGGGAUAUGUACGUAUGGUCACUGUGGGGAUGACGUCGUCAAUGCAUUUCUUGAUAAAGCCGGUGAUUGAGGUGGUAUAUUCCUCAAUGCCAUUGGAUGAAUCCUGGAACUUAUUCGUCUGUGCUAGCAAAACCAGUCCUGUAGCAUUAUUGUUUUAUUUCACCUUAAUUUAACCAGGUAGGCCAGUUGAGAACAAGUUCUCAUUUACAAUUGCGACCUGGCCAAGAUCAAGCAAAGCGGUGCGUCUAACCAGACACCUAGGUAGUUGUCCACAUCUGAGAAUCACCAGCACUCCUUUAUUAUUAGACAUUGAGAACAAAGUGUUAUUGACAAAUAGGCACACACCACCACCCCUUGUCUUACCGGACUGUUCUACUGUUCUAUCCUACCGAUGCACGGAAAAGUCAGCCAACUACAUUAUCCUGGUUGUUGUUCAGCCACGACUCUGUGAAACAUAAGAUAUUACAGUGUUUAAUGUCCUGUUGGUAGGAUAGUCAAUAACGGAGCUCAUCCAGUUUAUUCUCCAGUGAUUGCACGUUGGCCAAUUUAACGGAUGGUGGAGGCGGGAUACCACCUCGCCGACGAACUCUCACAAGGCACCCAGAUCUGCGUCCUCUGUAUCUCCGUCUUUUCUUUGUGCAAAUGACAGGAAUUUGGGCCUGGUCCGGGAGCAACAGUAUAUCUUUCGCGUCAGACUUAUUCAAGAAAAAAUCUUCAUCCAGUUUGAGGUGUAUAAUCGCUGUUCUGAUAUCCAUAAGCUGGUUUCGGUCAUAGGAGAUGGUAGCAGUAACAUUAUGUACAAAAUAAGUUAAAAACAAUGUGAAAAAAACACAAAAUAGCACAAUUGGUUAGGAGCCCGUAAAACGGCAGCUAUCCCCCCCGGCACUAUUAUUAUUUGUCAUAAAUAUGUUGUCUGGCAUAACAACUGUCUGGUUGAAUAAUGAGUGUCUGGUCCUGUCCAAGUUGUCAAUACUGCCUCUCGGUAGCCAUUUUUCCUGAGACACAAAUCUCGGAGCAGCUAACCAUUCCUCAGACAUAAUUUCAUCCUAUUCCUCAAUGCUGUAGUUCAGAACUCUGAAAAUAUGCUAAAUACUACUGCACAGAUAUGAACUGGUGAUUCAAACCCAUUGUUAUUAAGAAAGCUUUUUUUAAUGCACUGGCAAUGAGACGACUUGUGUAAUGGUUUAAUUAUUUUUCUUUUUUGUGACUUCACAUGUCAGUGUUGUGAAAUAUUUACAUUUUGUAUAAUAAAUACAAAUGUAUAUG
Molecule: messenger RNA, 4902 nt
Organism: Oncorhynchus masou masou (cherry salmon)
Lineage: Eukaryota; Metazoa; Chordata; Actinopteri; Salmoniformes; Salmonidae
Product: ras-related C3 botulinum toxin substrate 3-like
Exons: 6
Coding region: 106-618 (170 amino acids)
Biological process (GO): regulation of cell shape; regulation of actin cytoskeleton organization; small GTPase-mediated signal transduction
Cellular component (GO): cytoskeleton; cytoplasmic vesicle; neuron projection
Molecular function (GO): GTP binding; GTPase activity; protein kinase binding
Source: RefSeq, a predicted model, not a curated record